Molecule: messenger RNA, 765 nt
Organism: Candidula unifasciata
Lineage: Eukaryota; Metazoa; Mollusca; Gastropoda; Stylommatophora; Geomitridae
Source: the annotation of a GenBank genome assembly
AUGAGGUUCUCUGUGCAAGUGUCAGUUACUGGGCCGUGCACAUGUGACCUGUCAGUUACUGGGCCGUGCACAUAUGACUUGUCAGUUACUGGGCCGUGCACAUAUGACCUGUCAAUUACUGGGCCGUGCACAUAUGUCCUGUCAAUUACUGGGCCGUACACAUAUGACCUGUCAGUUACUGGGCCGUACACAUAUGACCUGUCAGUUACUGGGCCGUACACAUAUGACCUGUCAGUUACUGGGCCGUACACAUGUGACCUGUCAGUUACUGGGCCGUACACAUAUGACCUGUCAGUUACUGGGCCGUACACAUAUGACCUGUCAGUUACUGGGCCGUACACAUAUGACCUGUCAGUUACUGGGCCGUACACAUGUGACCUGUCAGUUACUGGGCCGUACACAUAUGACCUGUCAGUUACUGGGCCGUACACAUAUGACUUGUCAGUUACUGGGCCGUACACAUAUGACCUGUCAGUUACUGGGCCGUACACAUAUGACUUGUCAGUUACUGGGCCGUGCACAUAUGACCUGUCAAUUACUGGACCGUGCACAUGUGACCUGUCAGUUACUGGACCGUGCACAUAUGACCUGUCAAUUACUGGACCGUGCACAUGUGACCUGUCAGUUACAGGACCGUGCACAUAUGACCUGUCAGUGACUGAGCAGCACAUGAUCAAUAGCAUCUUUAUCUCUUCUGGAUGUGCUCAGAGCCAAACAUGGACAAUCAAUAGGACACUAGAACAGACAAACAUGGACAAUCAAUAG